CGACGGUCGUGGCAGCUCCGUGAAUACUUUUUGAUCUAAAGAAGAAAAAGAAGAAACCGUCAAAUUCGCACCGCAAAAUCUAAAGAUAUACCCCAAAACUUUUCAGUGGGGUCCGGGUCUGUGCUUUUUUUCUCGGCGCGACACGGCGCCCGCUUUUUCGCCCCACACACAUGUCUGUAUCUUAUCUGAAUCUUAUCGCACCCUGCCAUCUUCCACCGCCUUCUCCAGUCGCCGCAGUUCAACCAUCAACCCCAUCAUCACCACCCUUCCCGUCCUCCCACAUCCCCCCAUUCCCCUAUAACCCCCGCCCACAAUGGCCUCAGAAGACUAUCGCGCCGCAGUCCCCGGCACCCUCAAACUAAAAGGCGUCUCCAACAACCCUGGCGCCAUAAAAAAGAAGAAGAAAAAAUCCAAAUCCAAACCCUCCGACCUAGAAAAGAACCUCUCUACCGGUCCCCCAGCAGACAAACCAACACCCGAACCCACCCCCGACUCAGAAAAACAACUCCAAUGCCGCUCACCAUCCCAAGAACCACCACCAGAAAACGGGGAGAACGACGAUAAUGACCCCCCAAAGACAGAAGCAGAGCGCAGGUUCCUAGAGGCAAAGCGCAAGAGGUUACAAGAACUCACCUCCUCGGGCAAACUCCGCCCCGAACUCCUCAAAACCCACAAGCAGCGCGUCGAGGAGCUGAAUUCCCACCUCUCCAGGCUGAGCGAGCACCACGAUAUGCCAAAGAUUGGGCCCGGUUAAAUCACAUCACGCCUGUUUGUUGUUGAAUGUCCGGGAAAAAAAGGGGGCACAAUUCCAACUCGAGACAUUCACCAGAGACACCUUGUUUACAUUACUUCUCCAUGCUAUUUUCGAUACCCAAAAUCACUCUCAUAGCGGCCAUAAUAAAUAAAGCGAGAUCAUGCGCAAUCACUACCUAUACUUUUGGAGUUCCAAAACAUGGCAGAGGCUAGGGAUUCGAAUGAUGGAGAGAGAUAUAAUUCGUAGGAUCACAAUCUCACUCAUGUCUCUUUUUGUAAUGUCAAUAGUAUUCCUCUAUCAUCAUGUCAGCAUAGCUACAGCAAAAGCUGCUCCCUACCCAUCCAUUGAUCCCUCUAAUCCACCAAUUAUAAUACCCGUAUAUAUGUACAUUCCCUCCCUUCUCUCUCUCUGUGCAUGUGUUUGUGUUCCAUCUAUGCCAUAUGUUUCCCUUUUGUUACCAUGUGUAUAUCCCUCCC
This is a messenger RNA of Podospora pseudocomata, 1230 nucleotides long. RefSeq lists its product as uncharacterized. The record is from RefSeq and is a predicted model, not a curated record. Gene Ontology annotation, cellular component: nucleolus. The transcript has 2 exons. The coding region runs from base 314 to 754 and encodes 146 amino acids. Lineage: Eukaryota; Fungi; Ascomycota; Sordariomycetes; Sordariales; Podosporaceae.